GAGAUCGGCUGGUCGCAGAACACCAUCUUCGACCACUUCUCCCACGGCCCGGGCCGCGCGCCCGGCCUCUCCGUCUUCGAGACGGUGGUGCGGCUCCUGCUCGGCGAGUGUUCCGUGGAGGACGUGCCCAAGAUGGUCGUGGUCGAGCGGGACUCGCGGCUCUACUCGCUGAGCAACCGCCGCCUCUAUGCGCUCCGCACCUACCAGCGCGUGCGCCGGCGCCUCGACCGCGCGGCGCCGGCCCUGCGGGUGCAGGUGCGGCUGGUGCCCCAGGUGCCCGACUGGGCGUCGUUCAGCACCGAAGACGCAG
This is a messenger RNA of Prorocentrum cordatum, 310 nucleotides long. The record is from the annotation of a GenBank genome assembly. Lineage: Eukaryota; Dinophyceae; Prorocentrales; Prorocentraceae.